AUGUCUCUUCCUCCGGUGCAAGGAAGCAGCUUCCCGAGAACCAUAUCGACUCUAUCCGCGACGAGAAGUACCAUCGAAGCGGAGAUAAUUUACGACGACUUGUUGGCGUUGGAAAGAGCGCACGCGAAACGUUUACACAUCGUCAGAACGUUACACUCGAGACGACCGAUUAUAGGAAAGACGAAGAACAGAAGAGGAAACAACGGAAGCAUCGGAGGAGAAGGCGGAGCAGGGAGCGACAAUAACAUCGCAAAUCAAGCGGAAUCAGAUUUAGAAGAUAACGACGUCGCCGAAGGUGGCAAUGCUAUGGAAGAAGACGAACAAGGCGUGAGCGAAGAAGAGGAAGAAGAAGAAGAAUAG
Molecule: messenger RNA, 360 nt
Organism: Bathycoccus prasinos
Lineage: Eukaryota; Viridiplantae; Chlorophyta; Mamiellophyceae; Mamiellales; Bathycoccaceae
Exons: 1
Coding region: 1-360 (119 amino acids)
Source: RefSeq, a predicted model, not a curated record